Molecule: messenger RNA, 1683 nt
Organism: Polyodon spathula (Mississippi paddlefish)
Lineage: Eukaryota; Metazoa; Chordata; Actinopteri; Acipenseriformes; Polyodontidae
Product: forkhead box protein H1-like
Exons: 3
Coding region: 1-1683 (560 amino acids)
Biological process (GO): regulation of DNA-templated transcription
Molecular function (GO): DNA-binding transcription factor activity; sequence-specific DNA binding
Source: RefSeq, a predicted model, not a curated record
AUGACAAAACACUGGGGGGGCAGCAACCUCCUGCAUGGGCAACCUACCCUCGCCUACCUGCCCUCGCCCUGCUACAGCCCCGGAACCGUCUCUGAACUUCAACUUGAGUGGCCACCACCACCGCCCCAGCACCACCACAACUCCAGCUCGGCGCACAUUGACUACUUCAGAGCUGCCGUCGCGGCCAGGUACAUUUUUGGGUUGAAUUCCCCUCCUCCGUGGACCGCUUAUGGUAGACCCUGGCCGGCGGUUCUCCGGCCAGCGAAGGCAGCGGAAUCUAAAUCCAUCAUGGACAAGAUCUUGCAGCAGGAAACCAACACCAAUAUGACCGUCCCAGUCCAUCAGAACAAGGGCGCACCCGAAAAAGAGAUGCGUAAGAACGGGUACGAGGCAAAUGGACAUAGCGAGGACGAGGAUAAGAAAUGGGUAGAGGACAGAAGCGGAAAAAAGAAAAACUACCAGCGCUACCCCAAACCUCCGUACUCCUACCUAGCCAUGAUAGCCAUGGUCAUCCAGAAUUCCCAGGAGAAGAAGCUGACCUUGUCUCAGAUCCUGAAGGAGAUCAGCACCCUCUUCCCGUUCUUCAAGGGGAAUUACAAGGGCUGGCGGGACUCUGUGCGGCACAACCUCUCCUCCUACGACUGCUUCGUCAAGGUCCUGAAGGAUCCUGGCAAGCCCCAGGGGAAAGGAAACUUCUGGGCAGUGGAUGUGUCGCGCGUCCCCUUGGAUCUGCUGAAGCGGCAGAACACGGCGGUGUCACGACAGGAGGAGACUGUCUUCGCGCAGGACCUGGCACCCUACAUCUUGCAAGGGCGGCCCUGCGGACAGGAUCAGCUCCAGCUCGGGGACUCCACUCCCCCCAGCGAGCCGGCCCCCGCCACCCGCCUCGUCUCCGAAGACCCGUGCCGCCCCAAACUGGACUCGUCCUUCGCCAUCGACUCCCUGCUCCACAGCUUCAAGCCUGGUGCUGGAGAGAAGCUGGGUGAACACUGCAAGCAGGGGGAACAGAGACUCCCGGAGCAGGGGGGCUGGGAGCCGAGACCCUUCUUCCACGACUCUGAGCCCUUCCCCCGGCCUCAGUCCAGCAUGGGCUACUCCUCCUCUGAGUCCCGCGGCCUCUGUUACUCCUCACGGAGCACUUCCGGCAGCUCGGUCAGCCCUGCUUCCUCCUCAUCUUCCUUGGAAGACUCUAGCUGGAGGAGCGGGCUGAUGGCACACAAGCGCCCCAGGCCGCUACCAGCGGGUGGAGAGGGGUCCGAUUCGGAUAGCUACGAGGACUGUCCCACGCCUCUGAAGUCAGCUAAGAGGACCUCCGCCCCAUGGGAGCUGCCUACAUCCUACACCAAAUACGCACCUCCCAAUGCUGUGGCUCCUCCCAGCAUGCGCUUCCCCAGCAGCCCUUUUGUGCAGCUGGGGGGCCUGCCCUUCUACAACUACCGGCCCUCUCCUGCUGCAGCCUACGUGGGCCCUGCUUACUGGUCCUUCCUGCCCAGACCUGAUGUCCCUCUGCAGGCCUGCCACCACCGGCAGCCCCCUGUCCUCAUGGAUCUAGAUCACCUCCUCCAGUCUGUGCCCCCCAACAAGAGUGUGUAUGAUGCACUGGUGCCUGAGAUGCCUGCCCCUCCACCAGGGCAGUACAUAGUCCAGAACUCUGGGGGUAUUGGGCGGUACCCCCCUUACUGA